UGGGAGUCCUGCCGGGAGGAGAGCCACGCGCAUCCCCAUAUCCCCAUGCGGGUUGUCAUCCUUGUGUGUCACUUGGAUUUUACUACCAUAAUUGUGUAUCAACAUAGAUCGAUUUGAGUUAUGGAUAUCUGCAGAUAUGUACUGAUAAUUGAACAAAAGCAAGAUAGAUUUGGGGGAAGUGAAAACAGUGAGUUGUGUCGACUUGUGACCGUUUGGACUGAGUGGGGGUGGGACUGCUGACAACCAUGGCAGUGAGUCUGGUCAUGCCACAGCCUCAUCCUGGUGUUCCAGCCCAUGUAGGCCCUCAGGUGCUCCCUUGGCUCCACACAGGAGGAGGAAGAAUGGCAACAAGGAGCCCACUAGGAUGUGACAGGACUGGAGGAGGUGAAAAGUCCUCUGAAGAGGCCAUCAGGAGGCUGUCAUCUACUGAUCAAGUCUCCACACGUCUACCAGCAGGAUGCAGCAUAAGUGUGAGUGCUACUGGUUCAACAACCAGAAUGAGGAGCAGCAGUUUGGUACUGUCAGUAUGUCCUUUGUGAAGGCGCAGCAGAUGUGUCCAAACUUCAUGGUGCAGACUCAAGUUUAAGUACACCACCAAUGCCGCCACUACUGGUGGAAUGCAUGCAUCCUCCCCUUUUCCUCCUUGCUGUCCUGCCUUGACUGACCAUGCCCUGCCGGACAUGGUGUGGCUCAUGAGGGACUGCCAGGCCUCGGAGACCCUGCCUGGUACUAGUGCACUGUUCGGCCUGCUGUGGGCUCACUGGGACCAUGUGUAGGCCCUCCUCAGGGCUGGGUGUGAGUUGAAAGCCUGUUUGGACUGGUGAAGGUCAUGCAGCAGCAGCAGAUGGCAAUGGUACAGACUUCGGAGCAGUACAUUUUCCUGCACCGUGUAAUGAGGGAACUGUUCAAGGAGAGGAGACUCAUGGUGAUCGACGCCCACCCCUACCAGAACAUUGUCACUGAUGGGGCACCUCUCAUUCUGUGGGAGGAGAGUGACUACGAGGAGCUGUACAUGAAGCCAGAGAAGCAAGCAGAUAAACAGCCCCCCCACCAAGCCCCAUCCCAGCCAGCCACCCCCUCCAUCCACCAGUCCCCAGGGCAACUGCCCAGCCAAGAGCAGAAGCCCUGUGUAGCGCUUGCUAGCUGAGGACUUUGGACCAACUUGGACAUCUACAGCAGCAGCAGCAAGGUGCUCUUCUUGGAGAAAGUAGAGGAGCUGUACUUGAAAAUUACCCCAGCUUCACCAAACGGCUUUCAUCAUCUGCUGCCUUGUAUAUAAUACACUUUGAAUAUCACCUCGUCUUUAUCUUGAAAUGUGUAAAGAAAAACAAAUAAUUAUAA
This is a messenger RNA of Scylla paramamosain (green mud crab), 1341 nucleotides long. RefSeq lists its product as uncharacterized. NCBI's taxonomy places the organism in Eukaryota, Metazoa, Arthropoda, Malacostraca, Decapoda, Portunidae. The record is from RefSeq and is a predicted model, not a curated record. The transcript is spliced from 7 exons. Bases 830 to 1147 code for a protein of 105 amino acids.